Messenger RNA from Andrographis paniculata, 2370 nucleotides. RefSeq names its product heat shock 70 kDa protein, mitochondrial. Gene Ontology annotation, cellular component: cytoplasm; mitochondrion. The transcript has 6 exons. Gene Ontology annotation, molecular function: misfolded protein binding; ATP binding; ATP-dependent protein folding chaperone. NCBI's taxonomy places the organism in Eukaryota, Viridiplantae, Streptophyta, Magnoliopsida, Lamiales, Acanthaceae. The record is from RefSeq and is a predicted model, not a curated record. The coding region runs from base 110 to 2146 and encodes 678 amino acids. Gene Ontology annotation, biological process: protein refolding; cellular response to unfolded protein.
UUUUAAUACGCCUCCUCCUUGUUAGUUUUCUUUCCAUAAACCCUAAACCCUACCGCCACUCUGAGAAACCAAAUUCCAGAGCCUCUGAUUUACUCCCUCCAUCUUUUCAAUGGCGACUGCUGUUCUGCUCAGAUCUCUUCGUCGCCGUGAAUUGUCAACGGCUCCUAUUUCUGCUUUCAAGACGCUAACUGGAAACUCCAAACCGUCAUGGACAUUGGGGAACAAAUGGGCAGGUCUUGCAAGGCCUUUCAGUACGAAACCAGCUGGAAAUGACGUAAUUGGCAUUGAUCUGGGCACUACAAACUCUUGCGUUUCUGUCAUGGAGGGAAAGAAUCCAAAAGUAAUCGAGAACUCUGAGGGUGCACGGACAACACCAUCAGUUGUUGCAUUCAGUCAGAAAGGGGAGCUGUUAAUUGGCACUCCUGCAAAGCGGCAAGCUGUAACAAAUCCAACUAACACGCUGUUUGGGACCAAACGUCUGAUUGGUAGGCGGUUUGAUGAUCCUCAGACGCAGAAGGAAAUGAAGAUGGUUCCAUACAAAAUUGUCAAGGCGCCUAAUGGAGAUGCUUGGGUUGAAGCAAAUGGGCAGCAGUAUUCCCCAAGUCAAGUUGGUGCAUUUGUCUUGACGAAGAUGAAGGAAACUGCUGAGGCAUACCUCGGGAAGUCAGUGAACAAGGCUGUGAUCACCGUCCCGGCUUAUUUCAACGAUGCCCAGAGACAGGCCACCAAAGAUGCUGGCAGAAUAGCAGGUCUUGAUGUUCAAAGAAUUAUCAACGAACCCACUGCAGCUGCUCUUUCCUACGGCUUGAACAACAAAGAGGGUCUUGUUGCUGUUUUUGAUCUCGGAGGUGGAACUUUUGAUGUCUCUAUUUUGGAGAUAUCGAAUGGUGUGUUUGAGGUGAAAGCCACAAAUGGCGACACAUUCUUGGGAGGCGAGGAUUUCGACAAUGCUUUGCUAGAGUUUUUAGUGAGCGAGUUCAAGAGAACAGAGAGCAUUGAUCUGUCUAAGGACAGGCUCGCUCUUCAGCGACUAAGGGAGGCAGCCGAGAAAGCCAAAAUCGAGCUUUCAUCAACAUCCCAAACCGAAAUCAACUUACCCUUCAUCACUGCCGAUGCAUCUGGCGCCAAACAUCUGAACAUAACCUUGACUAGAUCCAAAUUCGAGGCCCUGGUGAGCAACUUAAUCGAAAGGACUAAGGCACCUUGCAAGAACUGUUUGAAAGAUGCCGGAAUCUCAACCAAGGACGUAGACGAGGUUCUCCUUGUCGGAGGGAUGACCCGCGUCCCAAAGGUUCAGGAAGUUGUCUCCAACAUCUUCGGCAAGUCCCCGAGCAAAGGAGUGAAUCCCGAUGAGGCAGUAGCCAUGGGAGCUGCCAUUCAAGGUGGCAUCCUCCGCGGAGAUGUCAAGGAACUUCUUCUCCUUGACGUCACUCCGCUCUCGCUCGGUAUCGAAACCCUCGGCGGCAUCUUUACCCGACUGAUCAACCGAAACACCACAAUUCCUACAAAGAAAAGUCAGACGUUUUCGACUGCAGCAGACAAUCAAACACAGGUCGGGAUCAAAGUGCUGCAAGGAGAGCGCGAAAUGGCUUCCGACAACAAACUCCUCGGCGAAUUCGAGCUCAUGGGCAUCCCUCCAGCUCCUAGAGGCUCCCCCCAGAUAGAAGUCACAUUCGAUAUCGACGCAAACGGACUCGUCACCGUUUCCGCCAAAGACAAGACAACCGGCAAAGAGCAGCAGAUCACCAUCCGAUCGUCGGGCGGCCUGUCCGAGGACGAGAUCGAGAAGAUGGUCAAGGAAGCCGAAAUGCACGCCCAGAAGGAUCAAGAGCGGAAGACGUUGAUCGACGUAAGGAACACCGCCGACACCACCAUCUACAGCAUCGAGAAGAGCGUAAGCGAGUACAAAGACAAGGUCCCCGGCGAAGUCGUGAAGGAGAUCGAGACGGCCAUUUCUGACCUCCGCAGCGCAAUGGCGUCCGAGAACAUCGACGAUAUCAAGGCGAAGAUCGAUGCGGCGAACAAGGCCGUGUCGAAAAUCGGCGAGCACAUGUCCGGCGGCAGUUCUCAGAGCGGCAGCAGCGGAAGCUCCGGCGGCGACCAAGGCCAAGCGCCGGAGGCAGAGUAUGAGGAAGUAAAGAAGUAAACAAAUGAUUGAAUUUUUGUGACCCUUUGUUUUUGAGGAGCUCGUUUAGCUGUAAGGCAAUUUUUGGCGAUACUGUGUUUUUAACCAAAACAGGCUUUUUAGGUUUGUUUCCAGAUUUAGCUCUCACUGCUUUUAUUCAUUCAAUAAAUAUUAUAAAUUGGAUGUCAUUUGCAUAUGGACUAUGUAUUUCGAUAUGUGAAUUUCAAUUUUAUUAUAAUUUAUAU